Molecule: messenger RNA, 1461 nt
Organism: Cotesia glomerata
Lineage: Eukaryota; Metazoa; Arthropoda; Insecta; Hymenoptera; Braconidae
Exons: 3
Coding region: 1-1461 (486 amino acids)
Molecular function (GO): catalytic activity
Source: RefSeq, a predicted model, not a curated record
AUGACGCGCUUAUUGCAAGGCAACCUGAACAGGUGCGCUUUAGCGCAAGAUCUACUGCGCCAGCGUAUCUUCGAAGACAAAAUUGACAUCUGCCUUAUCUGCGAGCAACAUCUCACCAUUCAAGAUAGAGCACGGUUCGCUGAUAAAUCCGGCACGGCAGCAAUCUGGAUCGCUAACACGAAGAACAUCACCGUCGACAACAGCGGAAGCGGAUCAGGAUUCAUCUGGAUCAAAACCCCCACGACCUACUUUAUAAGCGUCUACCUUUCACCUAAUGAAGGGAUUAGGGUGUUCCGACAAAAAAUGGCAGACAUAGAGGACGCCAUCGGCAAGUUCAACGAGGAAGUCAUCGUGGCUGGCGAUUUCAACGCGAAAUGGGCUGAAUGGGGUGCUGAUUUCUCUGACACUAGAGGCAACGAAGUAGCAGACUUUGCAGCAAGACUCGACCUCAUAGUGCUGAACACCGGAAAUACUACGACUUUCAGAAGACCAGGAUACCAGGAAUCUAUCCUCGAUAUCACGUUGGCGACUCCAAGGAUCGCGAACAUGAUCGAGGAUUGGACAGUAUCAGAGGAGUACAGUGGCAGUGAUCACCAAAAUAUGACAUUCAGCAUUCGACUAGCACCUAUUCCGGUACCGCGUCGUGAUCAUCGACCACGGAAAUGGAAUGCCAGGAAGCUCGAUUUAGAGGCACUGCGAACUUCUUUGACACGAAGCUCGUCUUCUUUUCAGAACAACCUGAUUCCGAAUACCCGUAACGAGACGGAAACGUUAGUGUCAAAAGCGAUGGAAGUGAUCGUCGCUUCAUGCGAUGCUUCUAUGCCACGAAUGAAAGAGCGAGGCUUCCAUAGGCCGGCAUACUGGUGUAUUCAAGACAUAGCAGAACUUCGAAAAAAAUGCCACGAGCUACGUCGGCUAGCAACGAGAGCUGCGAAACGCUCUCCCAAUCAAGAUCUACAUUCGAGCGAGUACAAGCAGACCAAAAAGAACUUAAACCGGGCUAUCAAAGCAAGCAAAGCAAAAUUGUGGCAAGAGAUCUGUAACAACCUUGAUAAAGACAUCUGGGAUACUUUAGAGCACAAAUUUGACGCGAACCUAGAAAAUCUGGCAAUAGUUGAUGACUAUCUCGACGAAAGAACUCUGAUAGCAGAAAGGACGGAGGGCCAACAAGAACAUGACAUAACGGCUGGUGUGCCGCAAGGUUCAAUCAUGGGGCCCGACCUAUGGAACGCGGAUUAUGACGAACUCCUGGAAAUCCCGUUACCAAAACAAGUGGAGCUCACGGGCUUCGCAGACGAUGUCGCGGCUACGAUAAUAGUAGACAGUGCCGAGGAGUCAGAACUACUUGUUAGGGAAAAUAUUGAUGCCGUCGAAAAUUGGCUUGAGAAACAUCACCUGAAACUCGCCAAGCAGAAAACCGAGAUCUUCGUCUUGACUCGACAAAACGAAUUUGCCGCGUAA